Molecule: messenger RNA, 6224 nt
Organism: Amphiprion ocellaris (clown anemonefish)
Lineage: Eukaryota; Metazoa; Chordata; Actinopteri; Pomacentridae
Product: lactase/phlorizin hydrolase-like
Exons: 17
Coding region: 46-5742 (1898 amino acids)
Biological process (GO): carbohydrate metabolic process
Molecular function (GO): hydrolase activity, hydrolyzing O-glycosyl compounds
Source: RefSeq, a predicted model, not a curated record
CUUUUCUAUCAGUGGAUAGCAUCAGUUUUUCCAAUUCAAGGCACCAUGAGGACGCUCCUGUGGUUUGUGUGUCUGUACAUUUUCUGUCUGUAUGUUUGUCAGAACAGUGGGGUGAAUGGGCAGGAGGACUUCAUGCUUCUUGCAGGGCCUCUUACAAACCAGGUGGUCAAAGGCUCAGAUAGUGAAGUGAAUAAUGCCUUUGACUGCAGUCAUCCCAUACCUCCUAGUUCUAAGCAGUACUUUGAGUACCUCCAGAGCCGAGGGGUGACUCACUUCAAGGUACCGCUGUCAUGGACUCAGCUCCUUCCUUCAGGCCUCCCCAGCCAGCCCCAACAGGCUGUGGUUAACUGCUACCAGACCCUGAUGAAGCAACUGCACCAGGUGGGACUUGAGCCUCUGGUCAUCCUUCAUGGAUCCACUGUACCAGACUCUCUGAGAUCAAGGUAUGGAGGCUGGGAGAGCAAGAAGCUGGUACAGAUGUUUCAGCAGUAUGCAGAGUUUGCCUUUCAGGAGUUUGCAGCAUUGGCACACUCGUGGGUGACAGUGAAUCACUUGGAAGAUGUUUGGCAUGAUGUGGCUGCAGGUGCUCCCGGUUCUCCACAAAAUAUCCUCCAUCUCACCAAGAACAUUCACCACCUCUAUCAUCAACGAUUUCCAGACAAAGGAAGACGCCUGUCAGUUGGGUUGAGAGCUAAAGAUGUGGGUUCUGUCUCCCAGGUUAAAGAUUCAAUAACAAUGGACUACUUGUCAGUGCAGAUUGAAUAUAACUGUACUUCCUCGUCAAACUUUGCAAAGGAGCUGAAGAACUUGCAGGUUUCCAUUGGGAACUUGCCCAUCUUGAUAUUCAAGAUAAAUGUCCAUGAUUGCUCUGACAGUCAAUACCAGCUUCUUGGAGAUUUCCUAAGUGUCCUGAAGAACAAUGGCCUGAAUAUUUUGGGAUGUGACAUGGAGGACAUGUUGGGAAAGCUGGAGAUGCAGAAUCUUCCCAUCAGCCAAGAUAUUCCAGAUUUUGCCAAGAUGACAGAAUUUGAAAACAUUUAUCAGAAUGUUUGGCAUACGUUUGAGGCUCAGACCGCAACCGAACGAGAUGGUUUCCUGAAGGAAUCCUUCCCCCCUGGUUUCCAGUGGGCCACCUCCACGGAGUCUUUCAAGGUUGAAGGAGGCUGGUUGGAAGGUGGGAAGGGAGAAACCAUUUGGGACCGUUUUGGUCAUGAACAUCAAGCCUUUGAAAAUCAGACAGUUGAUUUAGCAUGUGACAGUUAUAACAAGGUGGACUACGAUGUCUACAUCCUGCGAGGUCUUCAAGUCAACACCUACCAGUUCUCCAUCUCCUGGGCCCGUAUUUUCCCCUCAGGCCACCGAGGAAGCCUAUCAGAGAAAGGGGCUCUCUAUUAUGACAAGCUGAUCGAUGCUCUCAUUGAAUCUGGCAUACAACCUGUUGUCACUCUCUAUCAUUGGGAUCUGCCCCAGGCACUCCAAGAUGCUGGUGGAUGGACCAACCCAUCCAUUGUUGAAGCUUUCAAGGACUAUGCAGACUUCUGUUUCUCCAGGUUUGGAGACAGGGUCAAGACCUGGAACACAUUCAGCAGUCCCUGGGUGGUGAGCCAUGCUGGGUAUGGCACUGGUGAGCAUGCUCCUGGAAUAAAGGAUUAUGUGAUUUCUUCCUAUCAGGUCACCCACAAUAUGCUCAAGUCCCAUGCUGAAGCCUGGCAUGUCUACAAUGACAACUACAGGAAAACACAAGGAGGGAAAGUGGGCAUUGCACUGAACUCUGACUGGGCUGAACCCAAAAACCCCGCUAUACCUGAAGACGUAGCAGCUGCAGAUCGCUACCUGCAGUUCAUGCUGGGCUGGUUUGCACACCCUAUAUUUGUAGAUGGAGAUUAUCCUGCAGAACUCAAAACUCAAAUUGAACUGAAAAGAAAUAAGUGUCCCAGCUCUGAGCCUGCAAGACUUCCAGUUUUUACUCCCUCAGAGAGCAAGAGGAUACUUGGAACUGCUGACUUUUUUGGUCUGAACCACUAUACUUCCCGGUUGGUCAGUAACAUUGAUGGUGGCUGCACUCCUGGUCCUCAGGGAGUGGGUGACUUCCAGGAAAGUGUGGACCCUUCAUGGCCUUCCACAGCUUCUGACUGGAUCUUUUCUGCACCUUCGGGACUGAGAAUGCUUCUGAACUACAUUUCCAAGCAGUACUUGAAUGUUGUCAAUGUGCCCAUCUACAUAACUGGGAAUGGGAUGCCAACAGAGUACAGUGGGGACACUUUCAAUGACACCAGCAGAAUCGAGUACAUGAGGGGUUACAUCAAUGAGGCCUUGAAAGCAAUACUCACUGAUGGAGUGAAUGUGCAGCGGUUCACAGUGCAGUCACUCAUGGAUGGAUUUGAAGGAAAACAAGGCUACAGUGAAAGAUUUGGUCUUCACUAUGUUGACUUUGAAAGUCCUGACAGACCGAGAACCCCAAAGCAGUCUGCAUAUUUCUAUUCACAAAUUAUUGAGCAAAACGGUUUUGCUUUGAGCAAAGGUGAUGUUUAUGAAGGGGUGAAGAUGCAACUCCCUCACUGUGAACCAGCUUUACCACCAUCAGAGGUUCCAUCUAAAUCAAAGGUCGUCUGGGAGAAAUUCUCACACCAGUCAAAAUUCCAGAGAAAACUGUACCACUUUGGCACAUUCCCACAAGACUUCAGUUGGGGAGUUUCAUCUUCAGCUUACCAGAUUGAAGGAGGCUGGGAUGCUGAUGGAAAGGGGCCCAGUAUCUGGGAUGUGUACACUCACACACCUGGCACUAUGCCUGCUGAUGCAACUGGAGAUGUAGCCUGUGACAGUUACAACAGACUUGAUGAAGACCUCUAUAUGCUGAGAGCUCUGAGGGUGAAGUCAUAUAGAUUCUCUUUGUCCUGGUCCAGGAUCUUUCCUGAUGGUACUCGUUCGUCCCUGAACCAGAAAGGUGUUGACUAUUACAAUAGACUCAUUAACGGCCUGUUGGCAAAUAAAAUCACUCCCAUGAUGACAAUUUACCAUUGGGACCUCCCUCAAGCUUUGCAAGACCGCGGUGGCUGGGAGAAUGUAGACAUGAUUGACAUUUUCAAUGACUAUUGUGACUUCUGCUUUGCCACCUUUGGUGACAGAGUGAAACUGUGGAUGACCAUCAACCAGCCUCACUCAAUUGCAUGGCUAGGAUAUGGGCUUGGAACGAUCCCACCAAGCAUUAAGAAUCCAGGAAUUGCACCAUACAUAGUUGCACACAACCUGAUCAAAGCUCACGCCAAGGCUUACCAUACAUAUGAUGACAAGUAUCGCACAUCCCAAGGAGGUUUAGUAUCCAUUGCUCUCAAUGCAGAUUGGAUUGAACCUAAAGAUGUCAAUGUUCUUCGUGAAGUGAGGGCUGCUGACCGUGCAUUGCAGUUCCAACUGGGUUGGUUUGCACAUCCCAUUUUCAAGAAUGGUGAUUAUCCUGAUGCAAUGAAGUGGCAAGUUGGAAACAAAAGUGAACUCCAAGAUCUCUCAGAGUCAAGACUACCUUUCUUCACUGAAGAGGAAAAGAACUACAUCAAGGGAACUGCUGACAUGUUUUGUAUAAAUCAUUACACUACAAAGAUAGCAAGUCAUGUUACAGGUCAGCUUUCACCUUAUUCAUAUGAACAAGACAGGGACUUGUCAGAAACAGAGGAAAGUGAUUCACCAACUACAGACAUCAAAAACCAGAGAGCUGUGGCAUGGGGUUUGAGAAGACUCCUCAACUGGAUCAAGGAGGAGUAUGGAAAUCCACAGAUUUACAUUGCUGAGAAUGGAGUGGCUACAAAAUCAAGCACAAUGUGGGAUGAUAGUACCAGAGUAUUUUAUUACAAGACCUACAUUGAUGAGGCUCUAAAAGCCUACGAACUUGAUGGAGUGAGGGUAAAUGGGUAUAUAGCGACAUCGCUCAUGGAUUCGUUUGAAUGGCUGAAUGGGUACAAAGUUGGAUUUGGACUGCACCAUGUUGAUUUCAGUAACACAAACCGGCCAAGAACUCCAAAGUAUUCAGCUCAUUUCUACUACUAUGUCAUAAAGGAUAAUGGUUUCCCCAGACCAGAUGAUGAGAAGAUGCUUUAUGGACAUUUCCGAAAAGAUUUCCUUUGGAGCACUGCAACGGCAUCAUACCAGAUUGAAGGGGGCUGGAGAUCAGAUGGAAAAGGUCUCAGUAUUUGGGACAAAUUUGCUCACACACCUCUCAGAGUUUCUGAUGAUGACAAUGGGGAUAUAGCCUGUGACAGCUACAAUAAAGUAGAAGAGGAUGUUGCUAUGUUACAGCAACUUAAAGUGACCCAUUAUCGUUUCUCCAUUUCGUGGCCGAGAGUGCUUCCUGAUGGCACCACCAAUUAUAUUAAUGAGGCUGGACUCAACUACUAUCACAGACUAGUGGAUGCACUGCUUGCUGCAAAUAUUCAGCCUCAUAUUACUCUGUACCACUGGGAUCUUCCACAAGCCCUGCAGAAUGUUGGGGGAUGGGAGAAUGAAACUAUUAUUGUCAAAUUCAAGGAUUACGCUGAUCUCAUCUUUAGUCGUCUUGGCCACAAAGUGAAAUUUUGGAUCACCAUUAAUGAGCCAUACAACAUAGCCAAUGUAGGCCAUGGCUAUGGAGUAGCUGCCCCAGGAAUCAGUUUUCGACCAGGCACUCUGCCCUACAUUGUUGGUCACAACCUGCUUAAAGCUCAUGCUGAGGCCUGGCACCUCUACAAUGAAAAGUACCGGGCCACACAGAAAGGAAUUAUCUCUAUCACCAUCAACUCUGACUGGUCAGAACCCAGGAAUCCCUAUAAGCAGGAAGACAUUGAUGCUGCAAGACGUGUGGUGCAGUUCUACAUUGGCUGGUUUGCCCAUCCCAUAUUUAAUGGUGACUACAGCGACACAAUGAAGACAAUCAUUCGUGAGCGAAGCCUAGCUGCUGGUCUGCCAAAAUCUCGGCUGCCUGAGUUUACCCCAGAGGAAAUUAGGAGAAUUAAAGGCACCUAUGAUUAUUUUGGGUUCAACCAUUACACCACUGUCCUUGCUUUCCCUGUGGAAUAUGGAAACCUUCAGCACUAUGAUGCUGACAGAGGUGCAGGGACAAUUGCUGAUCGUACCUACCUGGAUUCAGGUUCAGCCUGGCUGAAAAUCUCACCCUUUGGAUUCCGCAAAAUUCUGAACUUCAUUAAGGAGGAGUACGGAAAUCCACCGAUUAUCAUCACUGAGAAUGGCAUCUCAGAGCGAGGGCCUGUUGACCUGAAUGACACUCACAGGAGCUACUACUAUGAAAAAUACAUCAAUCAAGUGUUGAAAGCUUACUUGCUAGAUGGCGUUGAUGUCCGAGGCUACACAGCUUGGUCACUGAUGGACAACCUGGAGUGGGCUACUGGCUUUUCUGAGAGAUUUGGUCUUUUCUACGUCAAUCAGUCAGACCCAAAACUUCCUCGAGUGGCAAAGAACUCUGUAAAACUUUACUCCACUAUCAUAAGCUGCAAUGGAUUCCCUGACCCUGCUUUAGGACCCAAUGACUGCUUGCCUGAAGAACCAACUCAACCGGGCACUGACAAGCCUGUGAAGUUCCUGGGAAUGAAGCUCUCUGUCAGUGAUGCUGAGACUGGACUUAACACCACGUUUGCUCUACUUAUUGUUGCAUUGUUUGGAAUCCUUUGUUCAUUUUCAUUUUGCUUAUUUAGGAGGAAAACAAAGUCCAAGAAAAAUGUUGAUGUUGUAACCGUUAACAGCAUCAAAACAGACAUGUAGUGGAAGUCUUCAGCAUGAAUACUUCAAAAGUUUAAAUCCUAAAUGAAAUAAUACAUUCAACAGAUGUAUUUGACUUUUCUUCUGACUAUUGCUGUGAGUUACUGUUGUUCUUGAAACUCAGUUUGGGAUUUAAACAAAAAAAACGCAAUAUGAUCCAUUCUAUUUGAUUCAUGACUGUUGUCAUAUUAUGCAAUUAGAACCGCUGUAAAUCCCACAAGAUCUGCUUGUUAUUAGUACUGCUUCUUCUUGAAAGUAAAAAAAAAUUAAGUCCAUUGUGGUUUAAAAAUACUAACUAUCUUUAAGGAUUCGACUGGCAUUAUCUGUAUUAUAUCGUGAAAAAAAUAAAUUGUUCCACGCAUGUUAUAUUGGAUUGGGAUAUUUGUUGUAUUAUUAAACAAUACUUGUAUUUUCUGUUAUAACAAGUUUCUCUGGGUGGGGAAUUGGUUCAUAUAAAGAUGGAUUUCAAUCUGUGGUCUCUUGAA